CAGUGGUAGCAUCAUCACUGAAGACGCCAUAUCUUUCGGCGUCCCACGCUUACGGAAUACACUCGUGAGAUACGUUCUUUGUUAUUUGGCGUCCAGUUAUCAAGCAUCAGUGCGAAAAUGUCGUACAAGGGGCCGCAGAAAGUCCAGAAGGUGAUGGUCCAGCCCAUCAACCUCAUUUUUCGCUACCUGCAGAACCGCUCACGCGUGCAGGUCUGGCUGUUCGAGAAUGUGAACCUACGAAUUGAGGGACACAUUGUCGGCUUUGACGAGUACAUGAACCUGGUUCUGGACGAUGCUGAGGAGUAUCAUCAGAAGACGAAGAAUAGGAAGCCACUCGGACGAAUCAUGCUGAAGGGCGAUAACAUCACGUUGAUACAAAACACCAAUCCCACGGCGAGCUAAGGAGGGAACAUAACCUCAAUCCGGCAUCAGAAUCGGCGGGCGUCGGUUCAGAAGCCGACUACGAGUCGGAGUCUCAUUUUGGACUCAGGGAGAUUGUUGAAAAUUGAUAACUUUCUAAGCGUGCGAGAAAAAUGUAUCGCGUGAUUGAUGAAUGUAUCAAUGAAGAUUUGUAUUGGUUUAUUCUCUAGAUACAAAGUUUUACUUUAUGUGAGACUUGAUGAAUGCGAGAUUAAAAACUGUUGUGAGAAAAGGACUUUGAUUGUUUACAUAAACAUACAUCCCGCUACUUAAUUUAUGCAAACGAAUAGUUUAAUGAUAUAGAAUUGCGUAUUGUGAAUCCUGUCUGAGAACAUAAAUGUCAUCUUGGUUUAUACAUUGCAUCAUAAUUUGAUAUUUGUGAAAAAUGUGUUUUGUACGUAGCCACGAAAGUGAUAGAUGAAAUGAACAGAAUGUAUAUAAACAAUUUAUUAAAUAGUUUUAUAUUC
Molecule: messenger RNA, 887 nt
Organism: Pogonomyrmex barbatus (red harvester ant)
Lineage: Eukaryota; Metazoa; Arthropoda; Insecta; Hymenoptera; Formicidae
Product: Small ribonucleoprotein particle protein SmE
Biological process (GO): mRNA splicing, via spliceosome
Cellular component (GO): spliceosomal complex
Molecular function (GO): RNA binding
Source: RefSeq, a predicted model, not a curated record